AUACAAGUUCAUCGAUCAAACUCUUAACAUCCCAAAAUUCAUCACCUACCUCUCUUUAUAUAACAAUCGAACAAACUCUCUAUUAUUUGGAUUGUUGUAUAAUUCAUUUGAUAUGGCUUCGGCAUGUGUAAUGGAUGCCUCGAGUUGUUUAGGUACAAGACUGGUUAAAUGUCUUCUUGAGAGAGGAUAUACUGUUCAUGCAGCUGUUCAAAAUUAUGGCGAAUCGUUGUUCUUGAACAAACUUGAAUGUGAUGAUCACGACAAGAAGAAAUUGAAGAUUUUUCAGUUGGACCUUUUUGAUUAUCAUAGUAUUGUUGAUGCGUUGAAGGGUUGUUCUGCUCUGUUCUAUUCCUUUGAGCCUCCUUCUGAUCAUUCCACUUACGAUGAAUAUAUGGGAGAAGUAGAGGUGAGGGCAGCACAUAAUGUACUGGAAGCAUGUGCACAAACAGACACCAUUGAAAAGGUUGUAUUCACUUCUUCAGCAACUGCAAUUAUUUGGGGACAUGAUCAUCACCAAAACUCUGAAUCCUCUCAUCUUGAUGAAAGACGCUGGAGUGACAUCAAUUUUUGUCGUAAAUUCAAGCUAUGGCAUGCAUUGUCAAAAACACUAGCAGAGAAGACAGCAUGGGCAUUAGCCAUGGACAGAGGAGUCAACAUGGUAUCCAUCAAUGCAGGACUGUUGAUGACUCCUGAUCUAACGGUCACAAAUCCAUAUGUGAAAGGAGCUGCUGAGAUGUACGAAGAUGGAGUUUUUGUGACCGUUGAUCUUGAUUUCUUGGUGGAGGCCCACAUUUGUGUCUAUGAAGAAAUUUCUACUUAUGGACGCUAUUUGUGCUUUAAUCACAUUAUUAACCAGACUGAAGAUGCCGUUAAGCUUGCCAAUAUGUUGUCCCCUCAGCCUUCAUCACCUCAAAGUUCGGAAAAUGAUACAAGGAUAAUUCAACAGAGGAUAAGCAACAAGAAGUUACACAAACUUAUGGUUGAAUGCCAGCCACAGAUCAAUGACCUUCUGGCAAAUCAAGAGGAAUGCUUAUGAAAGUGUCAACAUAAUAUCCAACUUAUUGUCCCUUGGCACUAUGAAUUGAUGCGUGACCUCCAUUCAUAGUUGUCCAAUGUUAUUAAAUUCGACAACAAUAUUCCACCCAAACAAAAGAAAAUAAAGAAGGAAUUAAGCCCAACUAUGGCUUAAUGAGGACAUGUAAACAUGUUGAUGUGCAAAAGUCAACAUUAGUACGUAAAGCAAUAAUUUAAGAGCCCAUGUGACUUUUAGUGGA
This is a messenger RNA of Lycium ferocissimum, 1274 nucleotides long. RefSeq names its product cinnamoyl-CoA reductase-like SNL6. Gene Ontology annotation, molecular function: 3-beta-hydroxy-Delta5-steroid dehydrogenase (NAD+) activity. Bases 113 to 1036 code for a protein of 307 amino acids. NCBI's taxonomy places the organism in Eukaryota, Viridiplantae, Streptophyta, Magnoliopsida, Solanales, Solanaceae. The record is from RefSeq and is a predicted model, not a curated record. Gene Ontology annotation, biological process: steroid biosynthetic process. The transcript is spliced from 5 exons.